Messenger RNA from Colletotrichum orchidophilum, 783 nucleotides. RefSeq names its product glutaredoxin. The transcript has 2 exons. The record is from RefSeq and is a predicted model, not a curated record. Bases 1 to 783 code for a protein of 260 amino acids. NCBI's taxonomy places the organism in Eukaryota, Fungi, Ascomycota, Sordariomycetes, Glomerellales, Glomerellaceae. Gene Ontology annotation, molecular function: 2 iron, 2 sulfur cluster binding.
AUGUCGACGAUCACGGAGAUCACCAGCCUUGCCGACUGGGAGAAGCACAUUGCCUCCACCCCGUCUUCUUCCCUCCACAUCAUCUCCUUCCAUGCACCAUGGGCUGCCCCAUGCGCCCAGAUGGCCACCGUCCUCUCGACCCUUGCCUCCGAAUACCCCGUCACCACCCCCCCGCAAACAUCCUGGGUUUCCAUAAACGCUGAGGAGCUCAGCGACAUUAGCGAGACAUACAAUGUCACUGCAGUCCCCUUCCUCGUUCUUCUGCGCAACGGCCAGGUCCUCGAGACCGUCAGCGGCAGCAGCGCCGUCAAGGUGCGCAAUGCGAUCGAGACACACGCAAAGAAGCCUGCCAGCACCGCUGCCACGGUAAACGGCAACCAGGGCGUUGAGAAUGGACCUAGUGCGAUGCAGGUCGACGAGCCCGUCGACCCGGCCAAGGCCAAAGAGGAAUUAUUUAAGCGCCUGGCAGACCUUGUCAAGGCUGCGCCGGUCAUGCUCUUUAUGAAGGGCACCCCCAGUUCACCCCAGUGUGGCUUUUCAAGGCAGCUUGUCGCUAUCUUGAGAGAGCACUCGGUCAAGUACGGUUUCUUCAACAUCCUGGCAGACGAUGAGGUACGACAGGGCUUGAAGGAGUAUGCGGAAUGGCCGACCUACCCUCAGCUCUGGGUUGACGGCGAGCUGGUCGGUGGUCUUGAUAUUGUUAAGGAGGAGCUUUCCAAUGAUCCCGAGUUCUUUGGCCCGUACAGCAUCAAGGCCAGUGCAGAGGCCGCUGCCACUUCGUAA